AUGGUGCAUGAUGCAACAGCAAGUGUGUUUCCAGGCAAUUACCAUCACUUUUUUCCCUCACAGUAUAAUGUAGAGUCAGUAGAUAAUGAACCACCGGUACACGUUGAUGAAAAUCCAAACCCACAGUGUCAACAAUUUUUUGAAAUGUUAAAUUCUGUAAACAGUCCUCUGUAUGAAGCUUUAAUGUGGACGAUCAAUGACUUUCCGGCUUAUUCGAUGUUGUUCGGGUGGAGUACUGCGGGCCGAUAUGCUUGCCCUUACUGCAUGGAUGAUUCCCAAGCUUUCUACCUUACGCAUAGCAAGAAGGUGUGUUGGUUUGACUGUCAUAGAAGGUUUUUGGAUAAAAGUCAUCCGUAUAGGAGAAAUAGAACAAAUUUCAGAGCAGGCAUUGUUGAGAAGAGAGACCCACCUUUCAUUCGGACAAGAUUUGAAUUGCUUGAUGAAUUGGACCAGUUUGGUUUUUUGAAAGUCAAUGAAGAAGAUGCACCGGAGCAUAAUAAAGAGGUUAGUAAAUACUCUGCUGGAUGGAAGAAGAGGAGCAUAUUCUGGGAUUUGCCAUAUUGGAAAACUAACACGAUUCGCCAUAAUUUGGAUGUUAUGCACAUAGAAAAAAAUGAUCAGAUCAAGGGUAGACACGAUCUGCGUGAACUUGGUAUACGUUCAGAAUUCCAUCCUAUAGGUACGUCUAUUCCUAAAGCUUCCUAUACAUUAAAUGAACAACAAAUACGUGCCUUGCUUCAAUGGUUGAAGAGUAUUAGAUUUCCCGAUGGUUAUGUCUCCAAUAUGGCAAGGAAUAUUGACAUGGCCAAGCAUCAAUUGUUUGGCAUGAAAAGUCACGAUUGUUAUGUUUUCAUGCAACGUUUAAUUCCAAUUGCAUUCAGAGAAUUGCUACCGGUGAAGGUUUGGGAAGCGCUUACGGAGUUGAGCUUAUAUUUUAGAAGUUUGACUACCACAAAGCUAUGUGUGGAGGAUUUGAGGAAAAUGGAAGCAGAUAUUCCGGUUAUCAUCUGCAAACUAGAGACUAUCUUUCCGCCCACAUUCUUUGAUAGCAUGGAACACCUUCCGAUCCAUUUGGCAUAUGAGGCUAGAAUUGCUGGACCGGUCCAAUACAGAUGGAUGUAUCCAUUUGAGAGGUACCUUAGACAUUUGAAACUGAAUGUCAGAAAUAAAGCUCAUGUUGAAGCGUCGAUAUGCAACGCAUAUUUAACCGAGGAAGCAUCACAUUUUGUUUCCCAUUAUUUUGAGCCACAUGUGCGAUGCAGGGUCAGAGACCUUCCUAGGAACGACGAUGGAAGUUACAACAAUAUUGUAACUGGUGUAUUCACAAUCUUCAGUCAUCCAAUAAGAUUUCAUGGAAAAGGAGUAGCAUAUAUUUUGGAUGAAAGAGAUUACGAGAUUGCACAUAGAUACGUGCUCAUGAAUUGUCCAGAGGUGGAUGUAUUUAUAUCUGAGUUUAAAAGUUCAAUUCAAAGACAUCAACCGAAUUGGUCAAGUCAGAGGAUUGAAGCGUUUGUGCAAGAGAAUUUCGCUAAUGCCUUCAGAACUGCAAUUGCAAGACAAGGAUCAUUUGAUAACCGAGUGAACAGUGACAUUUUGAAGCAGAUUGCUGAAGGACCACUAAAAUAUGCUCGGAGUUACAAUGUCUGUUACACAAACGGAUAUAGAUUCCAUACCGUACGUCAUGCAUCAAAUAAAUUAGCAGACAAUAGUGGAGUGUGCGUCAAAGCUGGUGACAACAGUCGUGACGAAGAAGAUUUUUACGGGCAAUUUCUUGAAAUCGUAGAGGUUGAGUACCCGGGGAUACCAAUCAAAAGAGUAACGUUGUUCAAAUGUCAUUGGUAUGACCCAACUACUACUAGAAAUAGCCGCGGAACAAAUAUUCAUAAACGAUAUAAGUUAGUUGACAUACAUCAAGGUCGCUCGUAUCGUUUAUAUGAUCCGUUUGUGUUGGCAAGUCAAGCAUGUCAAGUGUAUCGUUUAUAUCGCUCGUAUCGUUUGUAG
Molecule: messenger RNA, 2001 nt
Organism: Amaranthus tricolor (Joseph's coat)
Lineage: Eukaryota; Viridiplantae; Streptophyta; Magnoliopsida; Caryophyllales; Amaranthaceae
Exons: 6
Coding region: 1-2001 (666 amino acids)
Source: RefSeq, a predicted model, not a curated record